Molecule: messenger RNA, 893 nt
Organism: Geodia barretti
Lineage: Eukaryota; Metazoa; Porifera; Demospongiae; Tetractinellida; Geodiidae
Source: the annotation of a GenBank genome assembly
GAAACGCAUCAGAAUAACAGUUACACAAACACUAUGAGUCUCAGCAAGCUCAGCCUCCCGAAUUACAUCAACAUCAGUUGAAGCGGUGCUGCCGCAUAUGUGGGAACUUUACACAGAAGUCUAAGGGGAGAAGGAGCUGUUCCUAUGAAUGUAGAGGAAAAGAAACACUGCAUACAGAGUUAACAUCAGAGAAGACAAGAAGGGUGUACAUCCAGAGUACAUUUGUAACACGUGCCAUACAAAAAUGAGGCAGUACAGUGAAAAUCCACACGUUCAGCGUUCACUCUCUGUCUUUCAGUGGACUCCACACACUGAGCCAGACUGUUCAAUGUGUAGUCACUUUAGUGGCUUUGAGUCCAGAGGACGUCUUCCUAAAGCAACUAAGAAAAGGGGGAGACCAAGGAAAGGGACAUUGGCUCAACAGCUCCAUGAGACUGGACAUCGAAGUUGGGGAGACUGCAUGCCACUCUCCCCAUCCAGAUUUUUACCACCAGCUCAGAACAUAGCACUCACUGAUCUCCUGUGCAAAAAGUGCAUGUGUGUCGCAGACAGGCCUGUCACAACUCCCUGUGACAGGUUGUUUUGUUACACCUGCAUCAUGAACUCAGAGGACGGCACCUACGCCUGUUGUGAAGAACAACAUGACACAGGCCCAAAAUCAGCUUCAUCGUUGGUCACACAAAUUAUUGCAGUCUUCAUUUACUUGAAGAUCAUGUUGUCAAGUUUUGGCAGUUGUGGCGGGUAGGUUUCGGCAUGUUAGGGGAACAAGGUGCCGAAAGCACCACACGGUAUACAACCAGCUCAACCGGGUGUAUGCCAACAUCCACAGUGGUGAAGACAGACUACGCCAAGUAACCAUUGAACACCAUCGUAAAUCCUGUCCCCUGUUGCAA